AUGGAGCAAAAUCAAAAUCAGUCGACUAACAAUAAUCCCAGUAACGAUCCUGACAAUGUUGGAAGCUGUCUGUUGUUGCGAUAUGCAAGUCAAAAUUCACUGGACGAAAGUUCACAAAAGCAUAUACCGAGGGAAAGUGGAAAAGAUAAACCGCCUUAUCGUAAUCAUCAUCACACCAAUCGAGCUUUUGACGUGAUAAACGCUAUGAGAAAGCAAAAUCUUCUGUGCGAUGUAAUACUGGAAGCUGAUGGCGGAAACGACGUACCAGCUCACAAGAUGGUUUUGGCGGCAUGCAGCCCCUACUUUUACGCAAUGUUCACGAGUUUUGAGGAACGCGACCAACGACGUAUCAAAUUACAAGGAGUUGAUCACGCAGCUUUGGAAUUACUAGUUGAUUAUGUUUACUCAGCAGAAGUCCACGUUACCGAAGAGAAUGUCCAAGUUUUAUUGCCGGCAGCUAAUUUACUUCAGCUGACUGAUGUCCGCGAUGCAUGUUGCGAUUUUUUACAAGCGCAAUUGCAUCCGUCCAACUGCUUAGGAAUUCGCGCAUUUGCUGAUCUUCACGGCUGUUUGGAGCUACUCGGGCACGCUGACAGUUAUAUUGAACAACAUUUCUCGGAAGUCGUUGAGGGAGAAGAAUUUUCGACAUUAGCGCCACAACAAGUUGCCAAAUUAAUCUGCAGCGAUCGGCUGUCAGUUCCCUCAGAGGAAAAAGUCUUUGAGUGCGUGAUAUCUUGGGUGCACUCAGACCUAGAAAAACGGCAGAACUACCUCGCGCAGUUAAUGGAGCACGUACGAUUGCCGCUUUUAUCUCAGGAGUACCUGGUCCAGCGAGUCGAGGAAGAGCCGCUCUUGAAGGCGAAUCUCCAGUGCAAGGAUUUCUUAAUAGAAGCCCUUAAGUACCAUUUGUUGAAAGGAGAGCAGAAGACUCUCUUCAAGACCCCGCGGACGAAACCGCGACAGCCUCGCGGUUUGCCAAAAGUUUUGUUAGUAGUGGGAGGACAAGCGCCCAAAGCAAUCCGCAGUGUCGAGUGUUACGAUUUUAAGGAAGAAAAGUGGUACCAAGUAGCGGAAUUGCCGACUCGCCGGUGUCGAGCGGGUAUGUCAGUCCUCGGAGGCCGGGUGUAUGCAGUGGGAGGAUUUAACGGGUCACUCAGAGUACGCACAGUCGACAUUUACGACGGGUCUGCAGAUCAGUGGUCAGCGUGUGCCGGCAUGGAAGCACGUCGUUCAACUCUGGGCGUAGCAGUUCUCGGUAAUUGUAUUUACGCGGUGGGAGGAUUUGAUGGGACAACUGGAUUAAAUUCUGCGGAAGUUUACGACCCGCGUACCCAUGAAUGGCGCAUGAUUUCGUCAAUGGGCACUAGACGAAGCAGCGUAGGUGUGGGAGUAGUUAAAAACUUACUCUACGCAGUUGGAGGCUAUGACGGAGUUUCCCGACAGUGUUUGUCCAGCGUCGAGUGCUACAAUCCAGAGAAAGACAAGUGGAAAUCCGUCGCCGAGAUGUCUGCUCGACGCAGUGGCGCUGGAGUCGGCGUUCUCGACGGAAUUCUCUACGCAGUUGGAGGCCACGAUGGUCCGCUGGUUCGUAAGAGCGUAGAAGCUUACAAUCCGGAGACGAACCAGUGGUCCGCAAUAGCGGACAUGGCUCUGUGUCGACGUAACGCAGGUGUAGUUACUCUGAACGGUCUUCUGUACGUGGUAGGAGGCGAUGACGGGACGUCAAACCUCGCCUCCGUUGAAGUAUACUGUCCAAGAACUAACACCUGGACAACGCUGCCGAGCUGCAUGAAUAUCGGUCGCAGUUACGCGGGAGUUGCUAUCAUUGACAAGCCCCAAAUCCUCUCAGGGGCGAUUGCGUCUUUCGACGCAGAAUCGUCAGUUGAGGCGCCCAGUGGUAAUAAUGCUCAAGCACAGGCCCAAGUUCCGAUUGACCAAGUCGCGCGUUAUCGCGGACUCGCGGGUCAUGACUGCGAAGGUUCAAGAUGUGUUUGCCAGAGGUACGAGAAUGGAGAGCUUGCUGUUGUUGCGAUGGGCCGCAUGAAUCGUAAUCAAGACCAGCGAGAUGAUUAUCAAAAUUUACGAAUUUAUCAGUAUCCAAAUAACCGCGUUUAUCAAAAUCGAGCGGCUAAUUUAAACCCGCACUACCAAAAUCCCGUGGAUUUGGUGAGGGUUCAAGAGCGUAACAAUGGCUCCCAGGAAAAUAUUUAUGAAAGGUUGGACAAUGAUGACGAGGAUGAGAGAAACAAUGAGAAUAACGAGGCAGACGGCAAUGAUCCUGAGGCUGUUGUUCUAAGAAACGAGCCGAAUGAUCAGAACGACCGUGAUCAUAUGUACGAACGCAUUGAUAACCGUCCUUGGUACCGCGGAGGCGGCUGUAGCAAUCACCACCACCGCGCACCGAACAAUUUUCCUACGUCAUCAGUCUUCUGGAACGCGAUUGAGAGAAAUGCAAAUCGGUAUGACCCACGCGAAAUUUAUUUGCCGAACAACGCAUACUUGAACCGGCUGAGUUUAUCGCGGAACUGCUUCUCGACGGACAACGUCGCGAUGGCAGGCAAUAGCGGCCGUAACGUCUACCAUCUGGGACAUAACUGCAUGUGUCAAUUCUGCACGAGACUGCCUUUUAUAAGGUACCACAUGUGUCAGCAGUGUUCCAGCAGUUUCCACGACAGAUUGAGAUGCUACGACGACUCGGGAGGCCCCUCGGGAGCUUCUGGUUCCUCGAGACAUUACAUCUAUCAAGUAUCUAGGAGCUGUCGGUGUGCCUACUGCCGCGGCGGGGAGUACUCAUACUCAAGAUUUCCCAUUAGCGCAGCCAGUCGUCUCGUUGACGCGCUGAGACGUGAUUGUCAUCAAUGUGGAAGGAAUCACGCCCAAUGUAAUUGUCGCAGCAGGCUGUUGACUACUGCUGCGGCUUCUAAUUCCGCAAUUUAUAUCGGGAGGAUCGAUCGAAUCGGGUUUGUUAAUAAUCCGCUGUACGCAAACCCGAUGAUUUAUGUGGGGAGAAUUGAAAGGUCUUUGGGAAAUCAGGAGGCUGGUAAUGAAGAUCCCGCGGCUUCUGCUGCUGGAAAUUCAGCGGGUGGAGCUAGUGGAAGUGGAGAAGCAAGUGGGGAAAGAAAUUCAAGCCAAGCUGGGCCGUCUAAUCAGGCUAAUGCUAAUGCUAAUGUUAGUGUUAAUGGUAAUGAUAAUAAUGGGGACGUCGUUAGGCAGCACACUUGUGAUGACUCCUGCAUUCGAAACAAUGCCAACGCUCCAGGCACCUGUCACUUAUUUGAAGCGGGCUGGGUUAUGGAGGGAAAAAGAGAGAAGAGGGAAUACGUUUCCUCAAUCGGAUAA
Cotesia congregata is the source of this 3339-nucleotide messenger RNA. The record is from the annotation of a GenBank genome assembly. NCBI's taxonomy places the organism in Eukaryota, Metazoa, Arthropoda, Insecta, Hymenoptera, Braconidae.